GAUCGCUCUUCAUUCGCUGUCAAACGCUGCAACUGAACAACACGGCUGCGGACCGAGCGAACGAGCGAAUCGGCAAAAAAAACCGUGCAACUGUGGUGUCGAUUGUUUUGUGUCCGUCACAAUUGCCGUAACCGCGCUGUGCUUAGUCCCCUAGUCUUUUUUGUCGUGUUUUUUUCCGAAGCCCUCGCAUCUGGUUUUUCGUAUGAAAAGUGUGCAGUGUCGUGCGGUGAAGAAGCAGUGGCAAAGAAACCAUAACGCUUGGCUGUGUUACUAUUUCCUUCCCUCUUUCUCUCUCUGUCUCUCUCUCUCUUUCUCUCUCUCUCUCUCUCUCUCUCUUUCUCUCUAUCUCACACACACACUCUAUUCGGGGCCCGUUGGCAGGUUCGCAGUGCUGCAGUGUUUUCUAGUGUGGUACCGUAGUGUUGUUGGCGGUGAAUCGCGGUAGCAGGCGAAGGCAUCCUCCCCUGGUUCAUGGCCAACUAGACCUCGGUAGUUGGCCGUGUUGCUUUGCGGAUUACCUUUACCUUGCCCGUUCCCGAUCGAAGUGUGUGCCCUUUCGGGACGAUGCGUGACAGUGUUUGCUGUGUGUGUGUGUGCACCAUUGUAAGCCUGUGUUCUUCCACUCUCACUCUCUGUCUCUCUCUGUCCAACUAGACCGGAUUGAAGCUGUAAACCAUUACCCGCAGCAGAAACGUGGAAAAAUUGCAGAAAAAAAACUAAUCGUAAUCGUUGCACAGUAUGGUGGCGAUAGGGGGAAAGAAAUAAGAGUUGGAUUCCCGGGCCCGGCCUGAUGUGUGGCCUGCUGGCUUUCGUCCUUCUCAACGUGCAGACUCCGUCAGUGUGACCGUAGUGGCAGUAGCAGUAGCGUAUGAGCGUACCGAAAUAGAGCCUAUUUUUGGAACACGAGGAAGCAGCUGGAAGCAACACGUUAACCUGUCGACAUUGGAUCCGGUCAAUUGUGAAGUUUUGAACGGUGUCAAUCGUUGAAGAAAGCUGGUUGAAAACACAAUACCGCGGUCCGACGAAAGUGGCUCUUAGGCAGGGUCUUGUUGUGUUGUCUGGAACUUUGGUUCGCAAACUAUGAAAUCGACCGGUGUGCAACGAGUUACAGCAGCAACGGUAGCAUCAUCGGUAGUACGGGACCGUGAUCACCCAAUGCCCCAAGUGCGAAGUCUUAGCUGGAGAGGUUCCGCGUCCAUCAACGACCGGAUAGCUAUGGACAAAUAUCAGGAGCAGCGGCCAUUAUCUCUACGCAAGACGCGCAGCCAACGUCUGCUGGACCAACCUGUGCUUCAUUCUGUCGCCAAAGCCAAACUGAUGCCACGGUUUACGCGCAUUCAAGUGUUAAGCAUCAUCAAAUUAGCGACCAUGGAUAAGCUGCGCGAGUCGGGCGCAGGGGAUGAUCCCACCACUCAGCAACGGUUGGCCACGGACGGCCAGAGUGGAACGGGGGCGGCGGCGGCGGCGGCGGUCGGCGGCGAAGGAACGUCCGACGAGUACCAUCAUCAGUUUUACAACACUGGCCGGAUAGGACGGCGGAACGCGCUGCCAGACAUACUGGGGACGCACUGUACCACGACCACGGCCGAUCUGUCCUCGCAACUCGGUUCCCUCUCUACCUCGGACUGUGCCGGUAAGGCGUCCGACGGGAGCAGUAGUUGCAUAGCAGCCGGAAACAAUGGUCAACCGCCACCGACGACAACCGCUACGUAAAGCCAGCCCACCUGCUGCUGCUGCUGCUGCUUGCUUGCGCCUGAGCUUGCCCGAGAGGAAUGAUGGUGGUGUCUCCGCGCUCUGCCAGUCUAUGUCGCUGCACUAUGUUUGGCCAGACAAAACAAAGGAAAAUCCUGUCCACAACAGUGUGUUGUGGAAAACGUGCUGUGUAUCGUCUUCGAUACUGAAGUCAAAGUGUGGACCGUAGUAGCGUUUCCAACACACCGACCAACACAUCCGGACACAGGAAAUGGAUGCGCAUGGAUGGCGUGAAAGACGCGGAGAAGUGUAAAAGAGUGGGUUUCUGGUUAGGUAAUUUAUUUAUUUCUCUCACAGCCUGAAAAACUUGAUUUUAGACCUAUCCCGCAAUUGAAAGUCGGUCGAAGAGCGUAGGCUUAGCAAAAAAAAAAAAUAAAAAUACACGAUAAAGUGCAAAGGAAGAAGAAAACCGACCCCAAAGAGCCAAAGAUAGUGGGAUGCGUUUCGGAACGGUGGUGCAAAAUGGAAGCAAAAGGGCGGAUAAGCGGAGAACAUUUUUAAAAGAUGCUAGUUAGAUGCUUUCGUAUGCGAAUGUGGCUCAGUUUUGUUUGGUAGUUAGGGCAAUGAACGUAACGAAGGAUGGCAGCACACCGUCGAUGCGGGUGCAGCUUUGUUAAGGUAUCCCAUGAAUCAGAGCCCAGCCCAUGAAUGAUGAAUUAUGUCGUUGGGCCGAAACGAUAAGUUUUUAGUCGCCGAUCUCGCACCAGUAGUGUUGCUCUACAACUCUCUAACUGUAACGCUCGUUUGUCGAUGCUGUAGAUCUAUAUUGCAACAAUGCAACAGUGUUUGGCGCAGGGAGAAGGAUACUGCUGAAAUUCUGUGUAAUCUACCAGUGUUUGAGGUCAGUGUGUUUAUUCUGACAAACGGACAUGUUAAUUACCAAAACUUUAGUGAUUUCGCUGACUUCAGAUGCAUUUUCUCUCGAAACGCUGGUUCCAAGUUCCUUCAUGGUGUCGAUUGUGUUGCAUUGCCCUUCAGGUAUUAUCGUAAGGUGGGGCGGUUCGCGAUCAUCGUCCUUCGAACUUUGUUUGCGAUCGUUCCCAUGUACAGUAUGUAUGGAGAGGUAUGGUGUUUAGCAGUCCAGUCAUUGGUUGAUACUACCAAGAGAUCUUUGAAGUGAAUUAUCACUAGCUUUAGUAAACUACGUUUCGCACACACGUAUUACAGGGAGUUGAUCCUUUUUAAUGGUAUCGCUAUAAUUUAUAAGAUCCGAUAAAGAUAACUUCGUUUAGCUUCUAGCACCACCUGACAAUGACAGCUCCUUACAGCUAGCAGCGAACUGCAGGAUUAUAGAUAGGUUUAAAACCCGUGAAUCAUCUAAAGGCUUUUAGCACGCGUAAGGCGCCUCAGAAGUAAUGUGUCCUAUCUCAUAGUGACUUAUUCCUCCCAUGCACGCCACUCCCGCCCAUCGCACAUGUCUUUAAAUGAUUUGUUCCUUACACCUGUUCUCACUAGGGUAAACAACGAAUUUUUGCUCCUUUUUUGUUCAUGUCCAAAGAUACAUUUCAACACGUUGCUUUUUCCACCUUGUCUGGGGAGAAACGCGUGGAAAUGGGGAUGCGUGUAAUGUGGUAAUCUUACGAAUUAUGUCCAUGUGAUAAAUUAGACGAACCAAGGAUGAAAAGGGAUACAAUAAUGAGAGCAAAUCAAUGGCAAUUUACUUCGUGCAGUCGUGUUGCGAAUUAGUUUCUACUGUUGUGUGAUGCUACGUUUUGUUGUGCAAAUGCUCUCUUUCGCUCUGUAAAGCCGCUGCCAGUUUUCCAUGACUACCUUUUUGUUUAUUUUUUUUUUUUUUUUUUGUACUGAACGUUCGGGUUACACUGUCGUUUUAUAAAAUGUCUUACUUUAAUCGUGCACAAUGUUCUAGUUUUGCAGUAUGAAUGGACGGAUGGAGUAUUCAAACGCUUUUUUGAAUGUUACAAAACACCACGAAUCAUACCAAGGUACGCUAAAGCGAUUUAAACAGAAGCUUUUAAAUGAACAUCACGUUAACAUGAGCAACAAUAGGGAGGAAGUUCGAGGAGACUCCUUAGCAGUGGAGCUAAAGUAUGAGAGGAAGAAGAGGGCAGAGUGAUAGAGGGGGAGAAGUGGAUGAUAAUAAAAGUAUGAUAAAGGGGAGAAGAAAACGCCCCCAUCUAGAUGUGUCAAUUGUCGAAAUACAAAAAUAAUAUAAGUUCAGUGGAAAAACAAAUUCCCCCUCCCCCUGACGUUGGUGUAAUGCAAUGUAAAGGCUGAAAAAGCCAGUGGCAACUGGUAACAGUGACUUUGCAUUCGGAACCCCCAAUAGCAGAAAUGAAAUUUACAAAACCAAGAGUUUAUACAACUAAAAUUAGGCACACUGUGAACAUCAGAAAACGGAGAGCAGAGCGGAGGAAAAAUUGGAAGUACAGAGACGAACGGGGGAAUACAAACAGUGAAACUGGAGUGUGGAAUUAUUUUUCAAAUGUUUUGAUGAACUAAUCACUAGUUUCAGUACCGGAGAUGAUGUGUGUUGUGUUCUUUUUUUGUAGUCGCAUAUUGGUAAGCUUGCCUAGGAACGCAAGGGAAACAAUUAACACAAUUUCGAAAAAAUCUUUUUUGUAUGCACAUUCACGUAAAGUCACGCGUUACAACCGAGGCUAGAAAGAUGCAUACCACAACAAAAACGAGAAAAAUCAAUAAAAUAAGCCCCCCUCGCCCUUUGACACCAUACCGAUCACACAUAGCAUUAGCAGCAAAAUGUAUAGGUUUUAAGAAUUGUAUUUAUGCUAAACCGGUAUAUAAUAUAAUAUAUACACACACAUUACAAUGAAUGAAUAAAUGAAUGAUGGCGCAAAAUGA
Anopheles merus is the source of this 4572-nucleotide messenger RNA. RefSeq lists its product as uncharacterized. The record is from RefSeq and is a predicted model, not a curated record. The transcript is spliced from 6 exons. Lineage: Eukaryota; Metazoa; Arthropoda; Insecta; Diptera; Culicidae. Gene Ontology annotation, biological process: negative regulation of cAMP-dependent protein kinase activity. Gene Ontology annotation, cellular component: cytoplasm; nucleus. Gene Ontology annotation, molecular function: cAMP-dependent protein kinase inhibitor activity. The coding region runs from base 1081 to 1713 and encodes 210 amino acids.